Hydra vulgaris (swiftwater hydra) is the source of this 1967-nucleotide messenger RNA. RefSeq names its product SH3 domain-binding protein 5-like. Gene Ontology annotation, biological process: negative regulation of protein tyrosine kinase activity; intracellular signal transduction. NCBI's taxonomy places the organism in Eukaryota, Metazoa, Cnidaria, Hydrozoa, Anthoathecata, Hydridae. The record is from RefSeq and is a predicted model, not a curated record. Gene Ontology annotation, molecular function: protein kinase inhibitor activity. Gene Ontology annotation, cellular component: cytoplasm.
UGCGACAUUAUAAAAUUUGCGACACUAUUCAACCACACCGCUAUCGGUACGGGUCAACUGCGACCAAGUACCCUUGGUCGUUAAUUAAUGGUUCAUAUAUCCUAUUGUAAACAAAUCUAUGAAAUGUCAACAAAGUUAUCAGUUUGAAAUGGAUUGUUUUUAGAGAUGAUAUCAAAAGAGAAUGAAGCACGGCAAAAGUCUAAGUACAACAAUGUUGAAGAAAACGAAGAAGAAGAAGAACUUGAUCCAAGAAUUAAGUGUGAACUUGAAAGAUUAAAUGCUGCUACAGAUGGAAUAAAUCAUCUAGAAACAGAAUUUGGAGAAGCACAGGCACUUUUUCAACAAUUAAUGCAAGAUGCUGCGUUUAAUUUAAAAGUGAUGCAUCAAAAGCUUGGAAAGGCAGUUGACAAAUCUAGACCUUAUUAUGAAGCAUUAAAAUGCGCAAAAAUUAGUCACAGUGAACUUCAUGAAGCUGCUUUAAAAUUCGAGCAAGCACAAACACGCCAUUUUAAUGCAAAAAAACUUGUUACUGAUACAGAAAGAAUUGUCUUUUCCUCCACAGAUCGUAAAUUAGAUCCUGCGCUUCAAGAAAUGCUCAAUCAAGCUACAGUAGAGGUAAUGGAAGCUGCUACCCAAUCGCAAAAAGCUUGGGAAGUUCAUCGGAAUGCAAGUGUUGAGUUUGAGAAAAAAAACAAAGUUGCUCUGGAUCUUUAUGAUUCUUUAAAAAAGCACAUUGUUAAGUCAAGACCUUACUUUGACUUGAAAUCAAGUUUCAACCAGCAGUUAGAUCUCCAGAAGACACGCCUUGAAAAGGUACAAGAAGGUCUUCAGGUCUCUAAAAAUGAAUAUGCAAAAAUUCUCCAUAAUCUUGAACUGAUAAGUGACGAUAUUCAUCAAUCGCGUGAAAUGAAACGAAAAGUUUGUUCAGAAAUGCGAGGAGAAGGGGUAGGAUCUGAAUCACAAUCUAACAACAAUGUUUUAGUUUAUAAAGACGUUGAAAAACAAGAGGAAAAAAACAAUUCUAAUUUAUAUUUAAAUCAACGUGAUGAUAAUAUCGGAGACAAAGAAAAUUUAGACAAAAACCUUUCUCAGGUUAGCGGUCAGACUGAAUUAGUAAAUUUAGGUGAAAGCCUUUCUCAAUCUAGCGAUUUAUUUUUAAAUCAAAAUGAUGAAAAUAUUGGAUGCAAUGAAAAUUUAGGCGAAAGCCUUUCUCAGGUUAGUGGUCCGACUGAAUUAGUAAAAAUUAGGAAACAAGUCCAGUCUUUAUUGGAAACAUCAGCAGAACAAAAAUCUAAAAACCGACUUUCUCAAACAGAGCGUUUAAUCAAUGUUAACAAAACUUUAAUUGAAAACUGUUUUGAUAAAUCAUACGAUGUUAUAACUUCUCAUAGCAUCCCAUUUUCUCAUCCCCAAGAAGAAUUUGUAGACAGUUCGAUCAAUGAAUAUCAUAAUAUUUCCAAAUUUUUAAAAAAAUCGUUCAUCUUACCUGAGUUUGAAAUAAUUCCGCGACGCCAUACAAUAUCUGGGGAGAAAGACUCCUUUCAGUUGUUAAAUCACAAUAAAAAAUUGUUUUGCAAAUCCAGUUCAGCCCUUAUUUAAUGGUUAACUUUUUUAGUCUAUUGUCUGAUAUUCUAAAGUUGAUGUUUUUUUAAUAUAUGUACGAUAUAGUUUCAGUUUUUUUUAAACAAAAUAUGAACAAUUCUAUAAAAGUAGAAGACAAAUUUUCAGAAGAUUUUUGAAGACAAAAAUUAUUUUUUAUACUUAUGCUAUGACAGAAACUUUAUAUUUUUUAAAUCUGAUUUUGAUUUCGAUCUUGGAAUUUAAACUCAGCACAUUUUUUUAGACUUAUUAUAAUUGUAUUUUAUUAUACAAAAAUUUUAAUAUACAUAAUAUUGUAUUGUAUAUAGAUUAGCAAUUUUUAUAAUUAUUUUUCACAAACAUUCUUUCUUAUUUACACUCUUUCUAUU